AUGGCCGUAGAUCGAACGGAAGACUAUCGCGAUGCGGUGAAGUCUCUCGCAGUGCGGCUUGGGUACGAUCAGGCUCGCCUGGCGCAGGUCUCAUCUGCCAUGUUGCUCAAACCCACCUCGGGGGGCGGCGAAGCUUCCACGAAGGACGCAUUCGCCAAGCUGGCAUCUGACGUGCUAUCGGACGAGCGUACGCUGCACUCCGUCCUAAUGAGCGAGGGGCGGGAAUAUUGCAGUGCUGCUUCGGACCACGUUGUUGGGCAUCCUGUGAUGGAGAGAAGACGAGACGCGUUCGAAGCAAAGGUGGGACUCAUGGUGAAGGAGUGUAAGGAGGGGAUAGAGGCGCUGCGAGGCAGACUGCCCCCACCAGGGGGGGCCAUGGGGCGGAACGCACAGUUGACAGCGCAUCAGCAUGGCGUGGUGCUCAUCCUAACGGAGCACCUGCAGCUGCUCUCCUCCACCUUCGAGCGUCUGAGAUCCACCCGGCUGCAGCGGAUGCUGGCAGACAGCCAGCGACAGAGGCAAGGGGGAGGGCAGGGCGGAGGACAGGGCACAUUAGGGAAGCAGGGACUGAUUCAUGCUCUGAAGGGGGUACGGGAGAAUGGAAGGCACAGAGGGGAGCAGGACGGGGGGAAGGGGUGGCAGGAAGAGGUUUGCGAGCAGCAGGGGAGGGGUGGUGAGCACGAGAGGGGGCGAGAGCAGGAGGGGAGGGGGCGAGAGCAGGCAAUGCAGGAUGCAGAGACGGUGGCGUUGCAGGAGGAGUUGAGGGGGCUGCUGAGUAGCACGGCGCAGACAGAGGCGAGGGUGAUGGAGCUGGCGGCUCUGAACCACCUGUUUGCCGUGCACGUGCUGCAGCAGAGCGAACAGGUUCACCAGCUGUAUGCUGAGGCGGUGGCAGCAUCAGAGAGAAUAGACAAGGGCAGCAAAGAGCUGAAGAAGGCAGGAGCGCAUGGCAGCAGCCAGCGCACCUUCCUCAUCCUCUUCUUUGUGCUGCCUCCGUUUUGUUGCUCGCGCCCUUUCAAUCAACAGGCAGUGGCAGCAUCAGAGAGAAUAGACAAGGGCAACAAGGAGCUGAAGAAAGCAGCAUCCCACGGCAGCAGCCAGCGCACCUUCCUCAUCCUCUUCUUUGUGCUGCCGUCCUUUUGUUGCUCGCGCCCUUUCAAUCAACAGGCAGUGGCAGCAUCAGAGAGAAUAGACAAGGGCAGCAAAGAGUUGAAGAAAGCAGCGUCCCACGGCAGCAGCCAGCGCACCUUCCUCAUCCUCUUCUUCUUUGUGCUGCCGCUCUCACUGCUCUUCUACGAUUGGUACGACCGGCGGCAAUGGAUUGGGUUCAGGCUCUGGUAG
Molecule: messenger RNA, 1341 nt
Organism: Closterium sp. Naga37s-1
Lineage: Eukaryota; Viridiplantae; Streptophyta; Zygnematophyceae; Desmidiales; Closteriaceae
Source: the annotation of a GenBank genome assembly